ACAUACGCAGACGGCCACGACAAGCAAAGAGUCCACAAAUUUGGCAGGAGAAUGAAACCUUUGACGUUGGUGUUAUGGGCAGCUAGGUCCGCGACUGUGGUGGCCUUUGUCGUCCCAAAAACGGCCUCGUCCGUGUUCCUGACGCCACAUCGGGACGCGACGACGACCACUACACGAGACACUCCGGACCCAGGCACACGACUCGACGCGGAGAAAAUUCCCUGGACGUCCGAUUUCGACGACUUUCCGAGCGACAACAGCAGUGGCAAUAACAACCAGGACGACGACGACGCGCUGGAAACUUCGUUCCGCACUCUGUUUGCGUCCAAGCAAGACAAAGAUCGGACCGCCAUUCAAUCGCGACAGCUCUCGCUCGGAAAAGAUUUGGUACUCGAAAACUUUGUGGGAACCUUAGGCUUUGACGAAGUCACCGACUGGGAAUAUUACUAUCCCGAAGAAGACGGCGACGAUCGCCGUGUGGUACAGCCUAAUCCGUUCGAUAGCUCGCAGCCGAAACGCACGCGUACCAGCAGUGGCUCGGUGGUCCGAAUUUUUCGGGGAGAGUUGGUCGGACCCCUCGGGGCUCUCGUCUCCGCGCAGGGCAACGACAAACGCGUGUUGGUCAAGGAAUACACCGGAACCCUGGCUUUGGCCCUCGCACAGGCCGAACUCGAAUGUGUUGCGCAAUUGCAGUCCAAACUGGUUGACGAAAACUGGAGCAAGGAAGCGUCGGCACGAUCCGUCGCCUCUCGAUUAGACAAUGGACGAUUGGCCUCGCUCGUGCCGAAACUGAAACGCGGCAAGUUUCUGGGAAUAUUGGGGGAAGUCAAUUUGGCCGAGCUCGAGGAUGACUGGGAUCCCAACGAAUUCUACCGAGCCCUCGGGGUCCAACCACCAAAACCGGACGCCAUUUGGGUGGUUUCCGAAUACGCUGGUCUCGCGUCAUUACAAGCCUACACGUCGCAGACACCGCAACAGCGGUGGGCGAGUCUACCACCAGCCAAGGGCUUGUUCGGCAAUCUCAUUCCACCGGCCCCUUUGCCGUCUUGGGAAGCACGCGCCAAAUAUAUUGUAAACGGUAUUUUUCAACAAGCAGUGAUGGCCAUUGCGGAUUUGCACGAAGCUGGAUUCGUUCAUCGCAGUAUCGGACGGUCCAGUUUGCUGCUGGCCAGCACCACCAACAACCCACAGGACGCCAGCUCGGUUUACACUACCACGCCAUCGACGUUGACCGUGAAAUUGACCGACUUUGGCUUCGCCGGGCCUUACGAAACCGCCGCCAUGGAUGAGGAAUUUGUCUCCCGGGCUCGAACUUUUGGACUUCACUUUCGCAAAGGAGAGACGUCAAUUGCCACCACCAACUUUGCACUGGCAGAAGACUUUCACGCCUUGGGAUUUGUUGGGCUUGCCUUGAUGCUCUCGUGCUUGGCCGAAACGUCAACGUCAAACACCAGUGCGGCCACCACGCAAUCUGUCCCAGCCACGGACGAGGAUUCUCUUCAACGCUUGUUGGGGGAAAUAUUUGACAAGGAUGUGAAAGGACAAUUUCGCGAUUAUGUGGCUGCCGAAGACUGCUGGGCAAAGGUAGUGGAUCUUUUGGACGCUCAAGAUGGUGCCGGAUGGACUGUGUUGGAGACGCUGGUGUUGGCUCGUGAAAAGGCCGCCUCUCAAUCUACAAAAGAUUUCGACCAAAUCUUUAACAUUCGUGGCCUGCUGUCGAAUCCAUUCUUUCAGCAAUAGGCAUACUUUACCAGAGGGAACGUGAAGUGCUGUACACCGAACAAGGUCAGCACCAGUACAUCGGUAUAUUCGACAUAGUGAAACCGACAAAAAGCAGCACUGCCUUGCAACACUGCGGGCGACGUUACCAACGAAAUGGUUGCCAUUGUCCUUCUCACCUACGAACUACUAACUCAUGAAUUUUCAUGCAU
Messenger RNA from Phaeodactylum tricornutum CCAP 1055/1, 1931 nucleotides. RefSeq lists its product with no specific name. The transcript has 2 exons. Gene Ontology annotation, molecular function: protein kinase activity; ATP binding. The record is from RefSeq and is a predicted model, not a curated record. The coding region runs from base 52 to 1740 and encodes 562 amino acids. Lineage: Eukaryota; Bacillariophyta; Bacillariophyceae; Surirellales; Neidiaceae. Gene Ontology annotation, biological process: protein phosphorylation.